This is a messenger RNA of Seriola dumerili (greater amberjack), 2919 nucleotides long. It is a transcript of the gene pde8a, whose product is annotated as high affinity cAMP-specific and IBMX-insensitive 3',5'-cyclic phosphodiesterase 8A-like. Lineage: Eukaryota; Metazoa; Chordata; Actinopteri; Carangiformes; Carangidae. Gene Ontology annotation, molecular function: 3',5'-cyclic-AMP phosphodiesterase activity. The transcript has 21 exons. Gene Ontology annotation, biological process: positive regulation of ERK1 and ERK2 cascade; signal transduction; cellular response to epidermal growth factor stimulus. The record is from RefSeq and is a predicted model, not a curated record. Bases 27 to 2300 code for a protein of 757 amino acids.
CAUUAACAGAGGUGCAAUUUGGACCAAUGAAGUUAUUUAAAGACCCACUUCAGGUACUUUUAGUUUUUGCCAAAGAGGACAGUCAGAGUAAUGGCUUCUGCUGGGCAUGUGAGAAGGCUAACUUCAGGUGCAGCAUGGCGCGGACACCGGAGUCGGCUCUUGAAUGCUUCUUGGAGAAGCAUCACGACCUCGUCAUCAUUGACCACAGACAUUCCAGACACUUUGACGCUGAAGCACUAUGCCGGUCAAUUAGAGCAGUCAACUCUUCAGAAAACACUGUGAUAGUCGCCGUUGUGAAAAGGCCAGACAGAGAGGAAGCCUCUGUGAUGCCCCUGAUCAAUGCCGGCUUUAAUAGGAGAUAUGUGGAGAAUGGCAAUAUGAUGGCCUGCUACAAUGAGCUGCUACAGUUGGAGCAUGGAGAGGUGCGGGCGCAGUUCAAACUGAGGGCUGGAAAUGCUAUUUUCACAGCUAUAGAACAAAGCCAAGAGGCCAUAGAGAUCACCUCUGAAGAUCAAGUUAUUCAAUACGUGAACCCUGCCUAUGAGUCCAUUAUGGGCUACCAACAAGGCGAGCUAAUAGGGAAGGAAAUAAUAGAAGUGCCUAAAAGUGAGAAGAAUAAGCCUGAUCUCCUUGAAACAAUAAACUCCUGCAUACGGAAAGGAAAGGAGUGGCAGGGGAUUUAUUAUGCCAAAAAGAAGAAUGGAGACAGCAUUCAGCAAAAUGUGAAGAUCACACCUGUAAUUGGACAGGGAGGAAAAAUCAGACACUAUGUGUCUAUCAACAGGCCUUUAAAUGAUAAUAAUAAGAGUGAUAAAUCCAGUGAACGUGUGCAGGCAGAGUCUCAGACAGACAUCCAAUCCAGUAAGCACAAAGACCGGAGGAAAGGCUCUCUGGAUGUCAGAUCCACAACUUCUCGGGGGAGCGAUGGGAGCUCACAGCGAAGGCACUCCUCAAUGGCCCGCAUCCACUCCAUGACUAUAGAAGCUCCUAUCACCAAGGUAAUCAACAUCAUCAAUGCAGCACAGGAAAGCAGCCCCAUGCCCGUAGCAGAAGCCUUGGAUCGCGUACUGGAGAUCCUGAGGACCACUGAGCUCUACUCCCCGCAAUUGGGAACCAAGGAUGAAGACCCCCACACAAAUGACCUCGUGGGGGGGCUGAUGACGGAUGGUUUACGCAGAUUGUCAGGAAAUGAAUACAUAUUUUCCACAAAACAGCCCCACCACAUCCCCAGUCACCUGACAACUCCUCUGUCGUUAAACGACAUCCCCCCUCGUAUCGCCCAAACCAUGGAGAAUGAGAACUCUUGGGACUUUGACAUCUUCAACUUGGAAGCUGCAACCAUAAAACGGCCUUUGACCUACUUGGGCCUGAAGAUCUUCUCCCGCUUUGGGGUCUGCGAGUUCCUAAACUGCCCUGAGGCAACUUUGCGCUCCUGGCUACAAGUGAUUGAAGCUAACUACCACUCCAGUAACUCCUACCACAACUCCAGUCAUGCAGCUGAUGUCCUGCACGCAACAGCAUAUUUUCUCUGCAAGGAGAGGGUCAAGCAAAGUUUGGAUCCCAUUGACGAGGUGGCCGCCCUGAUCGCUGCUACUGUGCAUGAUGUGGACCACCCAGGCCGCACCAACAGCUUCCUGUGCAACGCAGGAAGCGAGCUGGCCAUCCUCUACAAUGACACAGCUGUGCUAGAGAGUCACCACGCAGCACUGGCCUUCCAGAUCACCACACGAGACGAUAAGUGCAACAUCUUCAAGAACAUUGAAAGGAAUGAGUAUCGAACACUACGACAGGCCAUCAUUGAUAUGGUGCUUGCCACUGAGAUGACUAAACACUUUGAACAUGUCAACAAAUUUGUCAACAGCAUCAACAAGCCACUGGCUGCUUUGGAGGAGAAUGGGGGAAACAAUGAUGAGGAAUCUGUCAAAGGCAUUCUGACAUCCCCUGAGAAUCGCAUCCUUGUCAAGCGAAUGCUGAUUAAGUGUGCAGAUAUAUCCAAUCCAUGCAGGCCUCAGGAGCUCUGUAUAGAAUGGGCCGGACGCAUCUCGGAAGAGUAUUUUGCACAGACGGACGAGGAGAAGAGACAAGGUCUACCGGUGGUUAUGCCUGUGUUCGACAGAAACACAUGUAGCAUCCCAAAGUCCCAGAUUUCCUUCAUAGACUACUUCAUUACGGACAUGUUUGAUGCAUGGGAUGCUUUUGCAGACCUCCCCAAUCUUAUGCAGCACUUGGACAACAACUUCAAGUACUGGAAAGGCCUGGAUGAGAGGAAGCUGCACAGCCUGCGACCGCCUCCAGAGUAGGUGCUGCAGUGUUCGGCCCCGGGACUCUUCAGUCCGGGGCAGCCGUCCUCUCUCCCGCUGGGGCUUCUCUCUCCCUGCCAGCCCAGCCAGCCAAAAGGGCCUCCUCGCCUUCACUCUCCUGCUUCUGUAGCACGCCAAGCGUCCACACGUCCGUCGAUACAGAAACCACAGAAGGACUUCCUGACGGGCAGUUGCAGCAGUAACACUGUUGGCUUUACAGCCCUGUCAGAUGAGAACUGUGACAAACAGACACGGACACAAACGGUAUCCUUAUGAACUUCUUGUGCCUCUCAGGCAUUCGCAGUGUAGCUGGUCGAGUGACAUAACUGAGAGAGGAGUCCUUACAGGCCUCCUGGCAAAGCAUCCGUCCCCUAAUUACCACGUGGGCUCUCCUGUUUGCCUGUGAAGUUGAGUAAAAACUGCUUGUUUAUAGAAGGAGCGAGCAACACUGGAGGGGUGGAUGGAAGUAUGGUCUGGAUAUGAAGGUGUCCAAUCCUCGUCAGGCCAUAUCACCUUUGACCUCCAUCCCUGUGCUCAGAGCAAGGCAGGACUGCUCCUUCUGCCCCUGGAGGCCACACCAUGAAAGAACACUCCACUGCUUUUUUUUUUUUUUUUUUUU